Trypanosoma theileri is the source of this 438-nucleotide messenger RNA. RefSeq lists its product as uncharacterized. The transcript has a single exon. Bases 1 to 438 code for a protein of 145 amino acids. NCBI's taxonomy places the organism in Eukaryota, Euglenozoa, Kinetoplastea, Trypanosomatida, Trypanosomatidae. The record is from RefSeq and is a predicted model, not a curated record.
AUGGCGUUGCGUCUAUCCUCCUCCCUGUGGACUCGGGCACUCGUGUUGUCACCAUUCUGCCAUCAACCCGUCGCUAUUCCACAAAUUACACCUCUGCAGCGUAUCAUCCACGAAGUUCUCCCAAAUAAUACUACUACUAAUAAUAAUAAUAAUAAUAAUAAUAAUAAUAAUAAUAAUAAUAUUACUAAUAGUAAUAGUAUUAGUCGUAGUGAGGAAAUAGCGGCACUGUUGGAGCAACUUCCCGCCCAUUGUGAUCGGGCCAAACAAGAGAUGCUCUCUGCUCGCCGGGCCAGUCUUUACUAUCGUAGUCGAUAUGGAAGAGGUGUGGAAACUCAACGGAAACAAAAAGAGAAAUUGCAAAGUAUGUCGGAUGAUGAAAUACAACAGUGGGCUCGCAGUAAGUGUAUACUUGUGCGAAAUCCCUUAAUACCGCAUUAA